Molecule: messenger RNA, 6308 nt
Organism: Fundulus heteroclitus (mummichog)
Lineage: Eukaryota; Metazoa; Chordata; Actinopteri; Cyprinodontiformes; Fundulidae
Exons: 2
Coding region: 249-6308 (2019 amino acids)
Biological process (GO): DNA integration
Molecular function (GO): nucleic acid binding; zinc ion binding
Source: RefSeq, a predicted model, not a curated record
UCUUAGUUAUAGUUAUUUUAGCCUUGCUUUUGUGCUCAGUUACGCACUCUAUUAACAACACACACCGUUGCCAUUUAAUACACUAUUUACUCAUUGUAAAGUAUUUGAUAGAGUGUAGGUCAGAGAAUCUAGGCGCUGUUCAUAGGGGAAAACUAGAACAGUGGUUACAUAAAAUGGAGGCACCGCUGGGAUUUUAGACCGAGUAACUGUCCUACAAUCAAGACUAGAAGAAUUAUAAUCUCCCCAAAAUGGCCAACUCAUCCCUCUCACUACCACCAUUAGAGCUUCAGACCUGGUGCAGCGAAUCAAAUGUAAAUCCAGCUCAUGCAGUUGUUGUGAGUGGAGUUCCCAUGAACACCAGUGUUGCUGAUGUUGAAGAGUUAAUGGAGACAGUUAAAGCUUUCGGCAGAGUACGUGUCCGAGCCCAAAAAUCUGUCCCUAAACUGAAUACUGACAUACUGCUGUGUGAGUGUCGCAACCCAGUCGACCCUAGCAAAGCACCUCCAGAAAUAUUUCCCCACACAGGUGAAUUACCAUGGAAGCUAACUUUGCUUACUGAACCUGCUGAAAAAACAGACGAGUUUACCAUAAAACUAAAAAGACUACUUGAAAGUGAAGGAAAAACAUUAGCAGACAUUGAGCCUUUGCUUUCCCAAGAGUCAAACCUGAAACAGGAACACCCUUCAUCUAUUAUCCGGGCUGUUGGAGAACUGUUGGAAAAAGUGAGACCCCCACAGGAGAACAAUGCGUUUCGCCGACUACGGGUUUUCUCUGGAGUUACUCCCACCCCUGCUGGGGAAGAGACACUCGAGAACUGGUUGGAGCAGGCACAAUUAAUGCUCGAUGAAUGUGAUUGUUCUGUCAAGGAGAAGCGGAAGAGGAUUGUUGAGAGUGUAAAGGGGCCAGCACUUGAAAUAAUACAAGCUUUACGCUGCAAUGAUCCAGAUACACCCCCUCAAAGAUUCUUGGAGGCAAUUGAAAAUGUAUUUGGCACAACAGAGUCAGGUGAAGACCUAUAUUUUGCCUUCAGAUCUAUGCAGCAAAACCCAAAUGAAAGACUUUCAGAUUUUGUUAGAAGGCUGGAAAAAGCUCUCACCAAAGCUGUUCAAAAGGGUGGGGUUCCCCCUGCCCUAAGAGACCGUGCACGAGCUGAGCAGCUGUUACGGGGUGCUGUUGAGUCUGACAUUAUGCUGUUGCAGCUGCGGCUAAAAGAACGACUUCACAAUCCCCCAUCCUUCAUGGCACUGCUAAGUGAGAUACGUGCAGAUGAGGAUCAGAAAAUGCUAAGGCGGCAUACUACCAGUGUGCGGCAAGUCGGUGCAGCAGACAUAAAGACACCAAAGCUCUCUGAAAUGGAUGCCCUCAAGGAUCAGAUAAAGGAGCUUCGAAGCCAAGUGCAGCAGCUAACAGUAAAAGGACAAGAUAGCCCUCACAUAAUUGGAGGAGUGCCACAAGCUGCUGCCGCCCGUUCUAAUCCUGAGAUGAAUGUGUUAAAAGAACAAGUUCUUAGUCUCCAACACCAGCUCAGUCAACAAGCUACACCACCCACGGCUCCCGUACCUCAGGGGAGGAGCCAAAGGAAUUCUUGGCGAAAAGGUAGAGAACCCACAAAGUUUGCCAGAGAGGGUUCGAAUGUAUUUUGCUACCGUUGUGGCGAAGAUGGCCACAUCGCCACCAAUUGCACUUGUCCUGAAAACUCUUCCAAGGUCAUCCGAAAACUAAUUCAGUCAAUGCAAAAAUUGCAACAAAAUCAAAAGGGAACCAGCUCACGGUUUUCAGAGCCAGAAAGAAAAGGUGGCCAAGUCACUGUGAGCCACGUUGGUCCUCCCACACCCAACCAAAUUCCUACAGGUCUCAUUGGAGCACCAACAGUAGGCCGAAUUAUCAUUGAAGGCCAGCCUUGUGAUGCAUUAAUGGACAGUGGUUCUACUGUUUCUAUUGUAUUUGAGGGUUGGUAUACCCAACACCUAUCUCACUUACCAUUACACCCCAUUUCGAGCCUAGACCUUUGGGGUCUUGGCCAGAACAGUUACCCCUACAAAGGGUUUAUCGCUGCUCAAGUACAGUUUCCAGAGGAUAUUGUAAAAGGUGGGUCCCGGACAGUCUUAGCCUUAGUCUGCCCGGAACCGAAUGGUCCCGAACAGCAGCCUGUGAUUAUUGGCACAAAUGCACGGACUUUCAUUCAUGAGCCACAGUCCCAAAUGGGAUCAAAGAGCAACAAUCUGGCACAAACUAUGCGGGUACGCACACAGCCCAUCCAAAUGUCACCUGUGACCCCAAACAAAGCAGCAGCUUUUGUGAAAUGGGUUGGACCUGGGCCUCUUACUAUACCCCCUGGUUCUGGACGUACAGCUAUGUGUAAGGUAUCCUGCUCAGAAUCUCUGGAGGACAGCAUACUGGUGAUAGAGACACCUGUUACCAGAUCCCUUCCGGCAGGGGUACUAAUGCCCUCAAGUGUGCUUUUGUCCAUAGACAUGGACGCAGAACACUUCCCACUGUUCCUGAAAAAUGAAACUGCCAAACCCAAGUCCCUUCCUAAAGGCACGGUCGUAGCUCAUGUCCAUAAAGCUGACAUAGUCACCCAGAUACAGCCAAGCCAAGUACCUCACCAACGACUUGACCCGGCAGUCUUCAAUUUUGGUGACUCCCCCAUUCCUGAAAACUGGAAAGUCAGACUAUCACAUAAGUUGGCUGAGCGACCAGAAGUAUUCUCUCUGACUGAAUGGGAUGUUGGACUUGCAAAAGGGGUUGAACACCACAUCCGAUUAAAAGAUUCUAGACCAUUUCGAGAACGGGUAAGGCGCCUGGCUCCCGCAGACAUUGAUGAUGUCCGCCGACAUUUACAAGAGCUUCUUGCUGCUGGCAUAAUUAAAGAAUCUCGUUCACCAUAUGCCUCACCAAUAGUAAUCGCAAGAAAGAAAACUGGCAAAAUUCGAAUGUGCAUUGAUUACCGCACACUUAAUUCCAGAACCGUACCAGACCAAUACACACUUCCGAGAAUAGACGAUGCUUUGGCCUGCCUCACUGGGAGUCGCUGGUUCUCUGUGCUCGACCUUCGCAGUGGCUAUUAUCAAAUUGAAAUGGCAGAAGAAGACAAAGAAAAAACUGCGUUCAUUUGCCCCUUGGGUUUCUACCAGUUCGAACGCAUGCCUCAAGGGAUCACAGGUGCCCCUGCGACAUUCCAGCGAUUAAUGGAGAAGGCAGUAGGCGAUAUGAAUCUCCUCCAGUGUCUCGUCUACCUCGAUGAUCUUAUUGUGUUUGGUCGUACUCUAGAAGAGCAUGAAGAGCGCCUUCUGAAAGUGCUCGACCGCCUGAGAGAACAAGGUUUAAAGCUGUCCAUUGAUAAGUGCCAAUUUUGCCAACCCCAAGUCAAAUACGUUGGUCACAUUGUGUCCGCCGCUGGCGUCGCAACAGACCCUGACAAGAUAAAUGCAGUGGCAAAGUGGGAACCUCCAGUGAACCUAAAAUCACUGCAGUCCUUUUUAGGGUUCUGCGGUUAUUACCGCAAGUUCAUCGCCAACUACUCUGCCAUAGUCAGGCCCCUCACAGACCUUACAAAGGGGUACCCACCAACACAAAGGAAACAAAAGAAAAAUGAGGGCUUUGUCACACCAUACUAUCACCCCUCUCAGCCAUUUGGCGAGCGAUGGACGCCUGAAUGCACUGAGGCAUUUAAAAAAAUUAUUCAGUGCCUCACUCAUGCCCCAGUCUUGGCCUUUGCGGACCCAACAAAGCCGUACAUCCUUCAUGUUGAUGCCAGUCUUGACGGGCUUGGAGCGGUCCUUAACCAGGAGCACUCUGAUGGCGUACGCCCUGUUGCAUUUGCUAGUCGCAAAUUGAGCCAGUCAGAGAGAAACUACCCUGUUCACCAACUAGAAUUCUUGGCGUUGAAGUGGGCAGUCGUGGAUAAGUUCCAUGAUUAUCUUUAUGGGGCCCGCUUCACUGUGAGGACAGAUAAUAAUCCCCUCACUUACGUACUCAAAACCGCCAAGUUGAAUGCAACAGGUCAUAGGUGGCUAGCCGCCCUCACCACUUACAACUUCGACAUCCAAUACAAACCCGGCCGAGACAACGUGGAUGCUGAUUGGUUGUCCAGAAAUGCCAUAGAUGGUGAACGUGGCUGGAGAAUAAUACCCCCCUCGGGAGUUAAAGCUCUUUUCCACCCUGUGGACAGAACUCAGUCCUCAGAGCAUCCAGAACGGUUUAUUGACCAACUGGGGGCCAAGCCAAGUGCUGUUCCUGACGCAUAUGCUUGUUUUACUCACCUGCAGUUCAGUCCUAUGGAGAGACUAAGCAAAGUGGAGCUGGCCCAAGCACAAGACCUAGACCCUGUAAUAGGUCCUGCCAAGAAAGCAGUUCAGGUUGGGGUCUGGCCCACAAACAAACAUCCUGAGUUAUUGCUUCUGCAAAAGGAAAGUUCAAAACUCCUGAUGAAAGAUGGCUUGUUACACCGAAAAGUUUCCAGACCUUCAGGCCUCCAGAACUUACAACUUGUUCUCCCAACUCAGUUCAGACCACAAGUACUCAGAGCUCUUCACGAUGAGUCAGGGCACCUUGGAGUUGAUCGCACAGUUGAGUUACUGAGAGACAGAUUUUUCUGGCCCAAGAUGGUCUCCGAUGUUACAGACUACAUCAGGAAUUGUGGCAGGUGUGUUGCCCGCAAGACCCUACCUCAACGGGCUGCACCACUAAACCAAAUUACAAGCAGUGGCCCUCUCGACCUAGUUUGCAUAGAUUUUUUAUCUAUUGAGCCUGAUUCGAAGGGAGUGUCCAAUGUUCUCGUGGUCACAGACCAUUUCACCCGAUAUGCCCAGGCCUACAUCAGCAAAGAUCAAAAAGCCUCAACCGUUGCCAAGAUUUUGGUUGAGAAGUUCUUUGUUCACUACGGGCUGCCUGCGAGGAUUCACUCGGAUCAAGGGCGUGAUUUUGAGAGCAGGUUAAUCAAAGACCUUCUACAGAUGUUGGGCAUAAAGAAGUCUAGGACCACUCCUUAUCACCCCCAGGGUGACCCACAACCGGAGCGUUUUAACCGCACACUCCUAUCUAUGCUGGGCACGCUCAAUCCCUCUCAAAAGCAAAAGUGGAGUCAACAUAUCAGUUUGCUGGUUCACGCUUACAAUUGUACGCGAAACGACGCUACCAGUUACUCACCAUACUACCUCAUGUUUGGUCGUGAGGCUCGUCUGCCCAUUGACUUAUGCUUUGGAACGUCUCCAGAUGAUAAAGACCACCAAAGUUACCUUCAAUAUGUUGAAAAGCUAAAAGCAGAGUUGCAAAAGGCUUACAAACUGGCGCAAGAAGUUGCAGACAAGAACCAUCAGCGCAACAAAAGAUACUAUGACACAAGAGUAAGAAAUCAAGUUCUGGAACCAGGAGACAGAGUACUUAUUCGAGCUACCGGCGUGCCUGGCAAGAAUAAACUUGGAGACAAGUGGAACUCAAGCCCCUAUACAGUGGUUGAAAAAUUGCCAAGCCUGCCGGUUUACAAGGUAAAGUCAGAAAAAGGCAGAGUUGUUGUCAAAACUUUACAUCGUGACCAUCUGCUACCUAUUGGACAGCUGGUUCGGUUCCCUGUUAAUCAUGAAGAGAAACCAGAGUACCACCGACCAGAAACAAGGUCCUCAGCAGAGACCAAGACCAACACGCAUGAUGACAGUGCAAUGCAAAGUACUGACAAGGAAAUUAUGUCUGAGGCAGAGGAAGACGAUCUGUGGUACCUAUCCACUGCUCAAAGAGAGUCUGUUUCCCAAGCACUCGAUCUCCUUGCAGAUCACUUCAACCGACAAGAGUCUGCCGUCAUUACAGACCCAACAGCUUCAAACAGUGCUUGUCCGACAGAGCCUAUGAGUGCUGUUACCUUCUCAGAGGCUGAGGAGGAACCAGAGGUUAGGCAACUGCCUGAUGACCCUGUGGCGGACACAGGUCUAGCUGGGGAAGCGCGUCCUUUAGCUAGUCAGUCUGAAAGCAAUGCAGAGCCCCUCGGUGAUCAUCAGUCACGUCGAGAGAUUAAACCAGUCAUUCGGCUCAGUUAUGACAAGCCUGGACAUUCCAUUGACAAGCCGUUUGUGAUAGUACAUCGUGGAGGUUGUGGCCUCAUCCCUGCUCUCUUCACCCUCUUUACCCACGACUGUUCUGCUAUCCACCCCACAAAUAUGGUUGUCAAGUUAGUGGAUGCCACACCUGUAGGUCUCAUUUCCAACAAUGAUGAGACCCAUUACAGAGUGGAAGUCCACAAACUUACACAGUGGUGCUCCAGGAACAACUUCAUCAUGAACACCAGCAAGACCGAGGAAAUCAUGGUGGACUAA